AUGGUGGAUGAGAUUCAGGAAACGGAAGCGGCACUUGAAGCACUUCCUGGCCGUGAUGGACCGGAUAGAGCUGCUGCCUUGAACGAGCUGGCGAAGGCUCAAUGGCGGGCCGCUCUCCAGGAGCACAACAGCAGCCUCCUUCAACAGGCCAUCUCCACUAUUCAACAAGCAGUUUCAAUGUCAGAAGAAAUCCCUGACAAGCGGGCAGGCUAUCUCAAUAACCUAGGCGUCUUUUUGAGAGACUUUGCCACAAUGGAGAAGAGCGCCACUGCACUUGAACAGUCAGCUGAUGCUCUGGAGCGUGGGAAGCGUUGCGCCCCUGACCACUUGAGAUGCACAUUACUGCUCAAUCUCGCGAACACUCUUCAAACUAGGUACAAAUUCAGGUCCCGAGGUGACCUCAACGGACUUAACCUGGCAAUCUCCACAUAUGAAGAGAGCCUAGAUGCCAACCCAACUCUAUCCACCAAGCCCAGACUUUUAAAUGGCCUGUGUCUGUCCUUGAUGGACCGGUUUACAGCCCAGCACUCAUUGGAAGAUCUGGAACACGCCCACGACGCAGCUCAGAAAGCUGUGGAAGAGUCUGAUGAAAGCCAUCCGUUCCGCGCCAUCUUCCUCGAUACUUAUGCCUACGUUCUGUCGAGCUUAUUCGACUACGAGCCGUCAAUGGACACCCUCAACGCUUCCAUCUCCAGGGGCCAAGAAGCUAUCGAUAUUGCUGAGGAGCAACGGUCCCCCAAACUUCCCUUAUUUAUCGCCAACCUCGCUAGCUCGCUGAUGAGGCGUCAUAGUAUUAACGCCUCCCAAUCGGAUCUUGGAAAUGCCAUCAAGAUGCUUGAGUCAACUCUCGCAACCAUUGUUCCAUCAGAUCCGGCGUGGCCCCUCUGCUCCCUGAAUUACUCUGUUGCACUACAGGACAGAUUCGAAUCUUCUGGGACACUUGAGAACAUAGAAGCAUGUCUUUCAAUUUUGACAGAACUGAGAGAGCAGUUGACGGAGCAGGAGCCGCUUUGGCCACAAAUUCAGUCAGCGUUUGCAUCUGCAUUAAUCCGGCGGUGCGACUUCAAUGUCGUGGUUGGCGAUCUCGAUACAGCCGUCCGAACUCUCAAAGAUGUGGCGGAUCAUCUCUCCGAAGAAAAUAUCUAUGCGUCGACCGUGUAUGGGGACCUCAGUGUUGCACUUCUUGCCCGCUUUGAGCUUCGCAGAUCCAUGGUUGACUUGGACUUGUCGCGAAGCACAGCGCAAAAGGCCCUUGACUUGCUACCUGCAACAUCUAUGGACUACCCAAUCGCGCUCACCACCUGUGCCAAUACCCUCCUGCGCUCUUACGAGGAGACAGAGGACGAUGAGCUGCUCGAUUCUGCGAUUAACCUUUACGAAGAUGCCAUCACACAUGACUGCGUCUGGAGGCGUCUGCGGCCGGCCAGACUGACUGCCCUGGGCUUUGUCCUGCAACUCCGUUAUGGCCGUCACAAGCAAGAUGCGGAUUGGAGGCGAUGCUACGACGUCUGCAAUGAAGCGGUAGACCUGUCUGCGGACAGUCCAACGCUGUAUCUUCCCCUGGGUCAGAAGGGUGGUGCCAUUCUCGAGAAAGCUCGCGCGGAUGCAGACAUCUCACAGCGUGCCAUUCAUCUGCAUGAAGCAAUCUCCUCCCUGGAGCAGUCCCUGGCCUUGAUGCCCGCACAUCACAGUAACCGUGCGCCUUGGCUUAACAACCUCGGAUUGGCAUGUGAAAUGAUGUACAAAGACUCCGGGAAUCAACAGGCAUACACGACUGCGUUGGCUCGCUAUGUUGAAGCUGCCGAGUUGCCGACAGCUGCGCCGCUGCAGCGUGUCACCGCUGUGUACCGAGCUUUGGUACUAGCCGGCCGUUCGGAUAUCCAAGAGUCGUCUAGGUUGGCCUUACUUGCCAUCCGACUAAUGCCGACCUUGAGUCCCCGGCUACUGAAGCGACAGGAGCAAAAGUCUAUGAUAUCCAUGUUUAGCGGCCUCGGCAGCUACGGUACCGCACUUCUCUUGGAAGCUGGCCACGAUGUCGUCGAUGCUGUCAACGCUCUCGAAACAAGCCGCGGUAUAAUGAACGGCCUGCUGAUAGAUACAAGAACGGAUUUAACAGCUCUUGAAGAACGCGACGAGUCGCUGGCUACGCGGUUUGCAGACCUGUGUCUCAAGUUGGACUCCCAGUCUGAUCAACUGUCACGGCUUGGUCGUCGCGGGGAUUUCUUGGAUAUGAGCUCCGAGAGUCGGAUAUCAGCGGCCAAAGCAUUUGAUGACACUGUCGCCGAGAUCCGGGAGCUCGAUGGUUUCCACGACUUCCUCCAGCCGCCCACUGCUGCUGAGUACCACGCACUGGCAGUCUCCUCGCACAUUGUUCUUCUCAAUGUCGCCUCAUUUCGGAGCGAUGCAUUGGUCGUCAGUUCCGAGCGCAUAUGGAACAUCUCACUGCAGACGCUCAGGUUGGAAGAUGCUGUCAAUCGAGCGAAUGCUCUCACAGAGGCUAUACGUAAUGACAAUGCCACUACCAGAAUGGCCACUAACGACCAUAUCAGGCAGUUGCUAAGCUGGCUCUGGGCCAACGUCGUCAACCCUAUUCAAAUCCAGCUUCGUCGAAACAGUGGCAAGGCUAAACUUCGCAUUUGCUGGAUCGCCACGGGGGCCAUGACAAACUUUCCCAUCCAUGCCGCCACUGAUGAAGCGAGUGGUGAUAACGCCAUGGAUAUCAUAAUCUCAUCUUACGGGACCACCAUCAAGGCCAUAAGGUUCUCCCAGCAGAAACUGGAACAAAUAACUGGUCGCGGGGGUCAAGCCCUCGUGGUGUCUAUGAAAGAAACGCCGGGGGAAAGAAGCCUUCCUUUUGCCGAGGAAGAGGCUGAGUCCCUCCUUAAUUUGCUGCGUCCCUUGAUGCCAGCAACCAUGCUCAGUUACCCACCCUCGCAGUCCAGCACGACCGCUCCGACAAAGCUAAGCGUCCUCACGGAGCUGGACACAGCGGCCAUCGUCCUCCUCAGUUGCCAUGGUAUUGACGAUCAUAAUGACCCGUCCUUGAGCCGGUUGCUACUAUCCGACUGGCAGAACGAGCCCCUGACUGUCGCUGACAUUACGGCGCAGCGCCUCCCAUGCGCCCGCACAGCCUACCUAUCAGCGUGUCACGCCGCCGUCGGCCGGGCUGCCACCUUGCUUGACGAGGGGAUUCAUCUGGCGGCGGCGUUCCAGCUGGCCAGCUUCCCCCAGGCCGUGGGGACGCUGUGGCAGGUGAAUGACAGGCGGGCGAUGCAGGUUUCGAGACGGGUUUGGGAGGUGUUAAUUGGGGAGAACGGGAGGCUGAGAUAUGAGCUGUUGGGUCAGGCGCUGAAUGAGGCUGUGAGGGAGUUGAGACAGAGUACGAAGAUGUGUGAAGAUGAGGAUGUUGAUAUCGAGUUCGAUGAUGAGCCCUUUCUAUGGGCUCCUUUUGUUUACAUGGGCUUAUAA
This is a messenger RNA of Aspergillus pseudotamarii, 3468 nucleotides long. Its product is annotated as CHAT domain-containing protein. Bases 1 to 3468 code for a protein of 1155 amino acids. NCBI's taxonomy places the organism in Eukaryota, Fungi, Ascomycota, Eurotiomycetes, Eurotiales, Aspergillaceae. The transcript has a single exon. Gene Ontology annotation, molecular function: protein binding. The record is from RefSeq and is a predicted model, not a curated record.